AUGGAAGGGGCAGCAGAGCCUCAGGCCGUUGCUCGCUUGAUUGCUUCCUCCAGUAGUUCCAGCUCAAGUGCUGCCGUGGAAGCAGCAGACUCUCUGGAUGACAGCUCUUCAGUGUCAGGCAGUGAAACGGAGUUUCCUGACCUGUUCCCAGAAGAUGUGCCUUCCAGUGAAGAUGAAGGAUGUGACCGCUUUGCAGAUUUGGUGACAGCCAAGCCGGACCAUUCUUAUCGAGGGCACACAGUGCACUUCUGGACCCUUCCAUAUAGCGCACGAGAAGACAGAAAAACGGCAGAGAACUCCAGUCCCAAGCAAAUAAUGCGAGUAUAUAAGCAGGUUUAUGGGACCUGUUUGGAGUAUUAUGCAAUCUUCAAGGAAUACCAUGCUGCGAGCAGCAAAGAGUGGGAGCGGAAGCCUCAUUUUCACAUUUGUCUGAAGCUGAACAGGCGGGUGAAAUGGAUCAGAAUCGCUCAAGCUUUGCGGAGAAAUUCGAUCUACGCACAUUUGUCUUUACCGACCCGAUUCUUGUGCUUCUGGCGCGUGAUCGCGUAUUGCUACGUGCCUAGCUGCCGGAAGCCUUUGUCGGAAUUGGACCCUGACCCUCUCUUCAGUUCGAAAUUUCCCAUUGACCAGCUGGAGAAGAAAUGUAAAGGCAAGUCGAAAUCACACUUGCGUCCUUGGGACUUUUACCAAAUCAUCCGCAAGAUUCCCGCCAUCCAGACUUAUGCUGAUUGCGUCACUUGGGCACAGGAGCAGCAGCGCAAGGGCGCUCCACAAUACAUGGAGUUUAUGGCCCGCCAAGGGUCGAAGAUGGGACCUUUGUUCACAUCCUGGCGACAGCUGAUGGUUGGGAGAUGCACACUGAAGUCUUUGCGUGAGGAUCGAUUAGCCAUGUGGAAUGAAGCAUUGGCUUCGCCCUGUGUUUGUCCUACGCCAGAUCGACUUCAAAACGGUUUGGAUGAUUUGCUGUCAUUCCAUGAGAAGGAUGGAGAGCGCUUUUCUUUUUUGGUGCAGCGGAUGAUUCGGAUUGGCACGGCUCUCAAGAGUGGCAAUUUAUUGGUAUAUGGUGCGUCCAACGCGGGCAAAACCUGCUUAACCCGGCCCUUGUUGUCUAUCUUCAAGCACAAGGCUUUUGUGCGUCCUAAUCGGAACGACACUUUCCCGCUGCAAGGGUUGGAGAACUAUUUGGUGGCUUGUUGGCAGGAUUGGAGGCACACCCUGUCCCCGAUAGGGUGGGACACGAUCCUGCUUCUUCUGGAAGGAGAAAGUGUGCAGGCCGCAGUGAAAGGAGGAGCCUCAGUCACAGUUGAGACCCCGCCACCUUUCAUCAUAACUGCCCAGGAAAAAAUCAUUCCUUUGUCGUCGAAAGGAGUUCCAGACCAAGCAGAAGCUGAGGCCUUUCAGAACCGAUUUUGCCUUCGAUGGCACUUGCGGAAGGCGCUGCCAAAGAGCCAGCAGGAUCCUCAGAUGAAACUUGCAAUGAGAUGCGGGAGCUGCUAUUCGAAGUGGAUUGAUCGAAAUGCGGCAGCUUACAAACUCAGAGCUCCGGAUAUGGAAGAGCAGGUCAUUGAGAUGGAACGAGCUAUCCAGGGUGAGCCGGCACAGCUUGAGCAACCUGCCAGGCUGCCCAUUGAGGUCAGUGCUGCGGAGGCACCAGUGCUUGCUGACCACCCUGCUUCUUCGUCAGACAGAAAUUCUGCGCUCCCAUUUUCUUUCGAGCCAGACCAUGUGACAGCAGUGGACAUGGCAGCGUCCAUGAUUGGCGAGGAGGUCGAUUCUUCAGUUGCAGCAAAUCUGGAAUGCCCUUUGACCCCGAGUCGAAACAUGGAUGUUCAGAAAGUUGAGCCUUGGACCCCAGAUGGAUCGCCGCCUGUGGUCACUCAAGCCAACCUUGGACCUGGUUGGUCAGAAGUGACACCUCUUUUCAAGAGACGCCGUCAAUAG
Molecule: messenger RNA, 1941 nt
Organism: Cladocopium goreaui
Lineage: Eukaryota; Dinophyceae; Suessiales; Symbiodiniaceae
Source: the annotation of a GenBank genome assembly